Messenger RNA from Porites evermanni, 1438 nucleotides. NCBI's taxonomy places the organism in Eukaryota, Metazoa, Cnidaria, Anthozoa, Scleractinia, Poritidae. The record is from the annotation of a GenBank genome assembly.
AUGGUUCUACUUGAUGAUGAGUGGUUGAACUAUUGCAAGUUUGAUACCAUUGUGGUCGUGGAAAUUCCCAAAGCCUUGCGUCAAAUGUUCAAACGCAUGUGGAACAAGAAAUACGGGCUAUUGCCGGCAGGUACAAAACGCAGGUCACAGGUCACAGGUCAGGUCACAGGUUACAGGGCACAGGGCACAGGUCAUAGGGCACAGAAAACGCAGUAAAAACAGUUAAGACAUUCCAUUAGGCUUUUUUGUUUUAUUUCCGGUUACGCCACAAUCAGGCAUAGGUUUCAUCAAUGUUAAGAAGUGUGUUAAAAAGUCAUGUUAGUGGCUUCUGGGUGGAUCCGCGAUUUGGUAACGACUGGCCGCGCAAAAAUCUUCGCAAGUUUCUUUGCGCUGCACGAUUCAGUAAUAAGCAAAAUUAACAAGAUACGUUUUGAAUCUUUCAUAAAUUAGUAGAAUGUCCAGUUUCGCCGGGUUGAACAAAUGUUAACUUCACUUUGUACCAUUACCAAGUUGAACUCUGACUGCUCGUUACUUGAAAAACUUCAAACAAUACCUGGUGAAAGUUUUUAACAAAGUGUUGCGUCAAACGUUCAAACGCAUGUGGAACAAGAAAUACGGGUUAUCGCAUCAGUGGGAUGACUCUAAUGCUGUGAGGAAAUUUCUUUGUAACAAAGAAGGUGACAAACAUAGCAUCAAACUUCUAACAAACAAGUCGUACGAGGAGUGGGAUGCUACGGCGCUGUGUAAAUUCACCCUCUACGCACAGUCUUUUGCUACACGAGACAGCAAAGGUGAUCUUAAAACACUUGAUGAACUGUACAUAAAGCCCCGGGGACCGAAUCCUUCUGGACAGUUUCACUCCUCUGUGAUUAGCGCGAACGGUAACAUUGAUGAAACCUAUGCACUCGCGAUUGAUCAGCUAAGACUUCUGAGAAAUUGGUGUUCUCAUUCUACCAGAGCAAAGAUGGAUAAGAAAACGUUUGAUCGGUUCGUUAAACUGGCUAAAGAUGCAUUUAAAGCUCUUUCAGUCAAUACAGACGACAUUGAUGCCAUUGUGAACUCGACCGGAAGUGCACACGCCGAGGCUCAAACUUGUGACAUGCGCUUUUUUUUUUUUUCACCGAUUCAUAGGGUUUUAUCGGGAAAAAUUAACUGUCUCACCUUGAGUAAUAACGAAUCUUUUUUUAGCAGUAACUGACGCAAUCAAUUACAUUUCGGAAACCACAGAAAACCGCAAAGCGGAAAAAAUGUCAUCGAACACCCGCCUGUGUUUAUCCACUAGGCAAAAUGUAUAUUUAGUAUUUUACUGAUUUUAGAAAAGAUUGAAAGGUCUGGAAACCAAAUGACUUCUAAACGAAGAUGGUCAAGAUCAAAGCCUGUUUUACUGCUUGGGAUUUCCAAUAUUUCUUCAAUUCAGCAGAGACGUGUCGCUUCUUAG